UGUGGAGUUUUUGCCUCAAAAUUUCUAUUCAAAUAGAGAUAGCUUCUCACACCCUAAGUAAAAGAGUAGAGAUCAUAACUUCUCACAUCCUAAGUAGAAGAGGUUAGUCUCACUCUCAUUCCAUCUGUGAAAUUAAUUGUUACACACUGCAAACAAUAUGUCACGUGUUCUAUUCCAAAUUUGGAGAUGUAUGAUGCAGCCAAAGGUGUGGAGAUUUGUGGGAUUUGCUGCUGUUGUUGCUGGACUGCUCUGCAAUGCUCUAAGUUCUUCCUUCAACUAUCUCUUUGGAGGAUGGACCAUGUUGGUGAUAGCUCUUUACACUGUUUUCAGUUUCGCCCUUUGCGUGUUAGUUUUAUUUCCAAGGAUAUGGCAACACUCAAGAAGUCAUUUGUUCAUAGCUAAUACAACAUUUGUUGUAUUGGCAAUGACAUCACUGUAUUCGUAUUUCUUCGAUAAAUUAAUGCAUAAUACACCAGAUGCAUAUAGUCUCAUUUCAUGUGCAUCCUUUGCUGUCUCAGCGCUUAGUUUGUCAAGGAACAAAACUCAAUGCGGAUUUGAAAUCGAUCUUCUUUAUUUCCUUCUUGGAUGUCUAAUGAUGCAGCUCAUGAAGAUUACAUUGAAAUUAUUCAUUUUUGGAGCAGUUUUCAGCUAUUUUCUUAUUAUUAUCCGUUCAUCCUUUUCUUCAAUAGAUGCUAGUGAAAAGAAAUACUGCUCUGAAUUCCAAGAUGGAAAUUCAGUGGUUCUUAAUAUGGAGUCUCUACAACUGGCUAGUACUAAUAUUGAUAGUAGGAUGGAAAAACUCGAGACUCGUGUGAAGGCGCUUGAGCACGGAAAUUCAAAGUCCAUUCAAAUGGUUUUGGAGCCGGUAAGAAAACUUAAACACUCACAAUCGGUGAUAGAGGAUCCCAACUUCAUGUCUGAUGCGUUGAAGAAAGAAACCAUCAAAGACCUAGAGGAAACAACAAAUGUUAUGGCGAGGGCCGGGUUUGAGAACAAUUUUUCGAUGUGUACAACAAUAUAGUCAUAAGGAAAACUUAAAAGAGUGCAUAUAUGAUAUUCGAGUUAUCGAAGCCCAACAUCGAGGAUGUUGACAAUAUGCCAUGGAAGGAUCUUGAUGACGAGAGUGAAAAAUGGAUAAGAUAAGAGCUUCCAAUGAUUCUCAACCACUGCUGAUUUCUGUCAUGGAGAUUUACAGGGGAUCCACCAUCCAGCAUUUGAAUAUUUAGGACUAGGAUUGUUACAUGUGAUACAUAUCUAUCAUUAUUAUUAGUUGAAAGACGAGCACCCACGUGCCCGUCUUCUCGCUAUUUUUAUUGCGCAAAGUUUAUAAAUUAUAAACCGUGUUUUUAUGAAA
This is a messenger RNA of Medicago truncatula (barrel medic), 1354 nucleotides long. RefSeq lists its product as uncharacterized. Lineage: Eukaryota; Viridiplantae; Streptophyta; Magnoliopsida; Fabales; Fabaceae. The record is from RefSeq and is a predicted model, not a curated record. The coding region runs from base 158 to 1021 and encodes 287 amino acids. The transcript has a single exon.